Histoplasma capsulatum G186AR is the source of this 642-nucleotide messenger RNA. RefSeq lists its product as uncharacterized. The record is from RefSeq and is a predicted model, not a curated record. Lineage: Eukaryota; Fungi; Ascomycota; Eurotiomycetes; Onygenales; Ajellomycetaceae. Bases 1 to 642 code for a protein of 213 amino acids. The transcript has a single exon.
AUGGACUAUGGCCGUUAUAUUGCUGAUUGGAACCGGCUGGAUGCUGUGUUAGGAACUGUUGCUGGAGAGGAAGCCAACUCACGGGGGGUUUGGUAUUGGAUUGGAUCGCAACGGAGAUUUACGGCGGAGAUGGGCAAGAGAAAAGCGAGCAACGUCUGGAUGUUUUGCCAGAAGAAUGCGGAUUGCGCAACACAAGACCAUUCACGCAGCACCGGGUCUCAACCACGACACAGUGAAUUGGAGCGAGAGAAAGGAGGAGAGUUGUCGCUGGGAGGAAGCCUGUGUGAUGAUAGCGAAGAAAUGCCAAUUGCACCGGCUUGCCAUUGUGUCCCGGCGGAUUUGGUGUUAGUGUCAGCCGCGCAUGGGGGAAGCAUCAGGCCGAAGUGGGCUCUGGCCUGCCUUGGCUCCCCGCCAGAGUCCAUCCCAGCCAUGCGAAAUCUCCCAUCCGCGAAGGUCAGCGGGUCAGCGGGCUGGAGCUGGAGCCGGGGCCGGAUCAUCGUCACGGCUGCGAGCUAUUAUUCCGUGUUAAAGACCGGUCUGUGUCUAGAGAUGUCCCAUCCCUCCUUUGAAUCCUGCUGUCCUACGUUUCCAACGUUGACAUAUAAGCUUGCAGCGUUUAUCUGUUGUCUGGACCAGGCCUGA